UCCGACACCAGCGGGUUUGAUUCCCGGCGAAAUGUGAUCCUGCAUUUGGCCCUUUAAUAGGAAUUAGGGAUAAACGUAGGGAAUGGGGAUUCACGUCAAGGAGGCACUGUCUCCUGACCUCUCUCUACGAGCACGAGAGUCACGGGGAACCUGAGUUAUACAGGACGAUACUACAGCAUGAAACGUUGACAGAAGAGGAAUAGUAGGAACAGGCUACAGUCAGAAAGUUAAUGAGAAUAGCAGCCGAGAGCCGUGAUGUGAUUUACCGGGCCACUUUACUACGCGAGGAAAGAGCGAGAGAGAGAGACUACAAAAUCACAAGGUCCGGGUCAGUCGGUUACCAGGCGACAGGGUCCAUCUGUCGGGCAGCGGUGCGGUCAACAUGGCAGACGUCUUGGAGAGUGGCAGGGCGGGUGGAGGCUCCGUAGUAGGAGCGGGUAGCGUGGAUUGGCAGAAGCGUUGUGUUGCCCUGGAGAUGCAGCUGCUCAGGUUUCGUCUGCAGGCGGGGAAGAUCCGAGAGCUGCUGGCCGAGAAGAUGCAGGAGUUGGAGCUGAGGGUGACAGAGUCUGACCAACGGGCUGAGAGGGCUAAGAAACAGAUCCAUGUCAUGGAAGAGAAGCUGAAACAUGCCAACGUACAACCCAGUGCCAACGUACAACCCAGUGCCAACGUACAACCCAGUGAAUCAGAGAACUCAGUGUUCAGAAGGUACCAGGACCUGACCAAUCAGGUGCAGGAGAAAGAUGCAGUGAUAAAGAGAUUAGAGGUGCAGCUGGAAAAACAGAUCUUAGUCAGAGCCCAGGAGGCUAAGAUCAUUGAGGAGAAGGCUGCUAAAAUCAAAGACUGGGUUACGUUUAAGCUACGAGAGAUGGAGAUUGAGAACCAGCAGCUGAAAAUGUCCAACCUGAAGCAGGCCGAACAGAUUAUGAUGCUGGAGGACAAACUGCAAGCUCUCCUGGAGAAGCCUUCAUCUCCCCUCCUCCCCACCUCUCCUUCCACAAACACCCACCAGGUACCCUCCAGCCCUCUGUACCCCUCAUGCUGUCCUGGGACCCCAACUGUCCAGGAGGAGACAGGCUGGGGGAGACAGACAGGUCCAGGGGAUAGAGCAGAGCAGCCCUGUAAACCCAGAGGAGACAGAGGAGACACAACAGGCCACGGCACUGUGACAGUAACCCUGCCAGACACUCCCUCUCUGGGUAGCAAGGGCAGGGAGGCUGGCGCUGGACCUAGUAGUCCUGUUCCAACCACUGGAGGCCAGGACCAACCACUAGGUAGCGCUACUCCCAGAGAUCACUCCUCGGACGAGCUCAACAGCAGGUUCCGCUCCCAACGUCUCCACUCUUCCUCCUCUUCCUCUUCCUCCUCCUCAUCUUCGUCUGCCUGUGAAACAACACACGGGGGUCCCAGGACCCCUGACAUCCCUACUUCCACCUCCACCCCCAAAAACCCUCUCCUCUGCCGCUCUCCAUCUAACUCCCACCCCUUCCAGACCCACACCCAGCCCCUGGCACUACCCUCCCAUACUGGGACCAGCAUGACCCUACCCAAGGUGCGGACCCCUCUGACCCCACGAGACAGCAUCCAGCUGCUGAAGAAACACUACAGUCAGCCCCAGCCUGGAGGUGUGGACCGGCUGCACCACCUCAACGUCCCCAGUCAGCCCCAGCCUGGAGGUGUGGACCGGCUACACCACCUCAACGUCCCCAGUCAGCCCCAGCCUGGAGGUGUGGACCGGCUGCACCACCUCAACGUCCCCAGUCAGCCCCAGCCUGGAGGUGUGGACCGGCUGCACCACCUCAACGUCCCCAGUCAGCCCCAACCUGGAGGUGUGGACCGGCUACACCACCCCAACGUCCCCAGUCAGCCCCAACCUGGAGGUGUGGACCGGCUGCACCACCUCAACGUCCCCAGUCAGCCCCAACCUGGAGGUGUGGACCGGCUGCACCACCCCAACGUCCCCAGUCAGCCCCAACCUGGAGGUGUGGACCGGCUGCACCACCUCAACGUCCCCAGUCAGCCCCAACCUGGAGGUGUGGACCGGCUGCACCACCCCAACGUCCCCAUAGACAUCAUGACUGCUUCCAGCACCCAGAGCCUUGCGUCUCCCUCCACCUGCAGUCACUUCCUGGUGGAGACAGAUAUAGAUGACGGGCUGCCUGACAGUAUGGAGGGAGUGGUAGAGGGGGCAGAGGGUCCUCCCCAGGAAGGAGUGUCGUUUGUUGGGUUGGCUGAGGGUCUGGAACUGCUGGAUCCGGAGGUUCUGAAACCCCCCACCCCGCCUCUUCACCGCUUCCCCUCCUGGGAGAGUCGUAUCUAUGAUGUGGCCAAGUCAGGGAUGACAGUAUCGGAGACGACCACAGGAGCCAGAGGUCCUGGUCCAGGAAAACCACAGUACCCUGCCGCAGGACCAUUCACUCACCUGAUUUACAAGAACAUCACUGUACCCGUGUAUACCACACUGAAAGGGAAAGCCACUCAGAUCAGCAGUGUGCCCCUGCAUGAUGAUGACUCUGGUUCGGAGGAUGACAGUGGCUCUCUGGCCAGCCUCAGGACCUCCACCCUGGGCCCAGAAAGGAAGGGCAGCACCCCCGGGAGCCCCCGUGCCGUCAAGAGGGGUGUGUCCAUGUCAUCCAUUAGCUCUGAAAGUGACUACGCCAUCCCUCCUGACGCCUACUCCCUGGAAUCUGACUACUCUGAGCCAGAACACAAAGUCCAGAGAACAUCUUCAUACUCCUGCGAGAGCCUGCGAGAGCCUGAGAUGCUGGAGAAGUCAGGCUACCUGCUGAAGAUGGGCAGUCAGGUUAAAGCCUGGAAGAGACGCUGGUUCAUCCUGAGGAACGGAGAGAUCUUCUACUACAAGUCUCCGAGCGAUGUAAUACGGAAGCCUCAGGGUCAGAUGGAGCUGAACUCUUCCUGUCGUAUCGCCCGUGGAGAAGGAGCACAGACCUUCCAGUUGAUAACAGAGAAGAAGACAUUCUUCCUGACGGCUGACUCUCCCAACAUCUUGGAGGAGUGGAUCAGAGUUCUACAGAACAUCUUCAAAGUCCAAGCCAGCAGCCCCAUCGCCAUGGAGACCACCACCGCCAAACCCACCGUGAGGGGCUGGCUCACUAAGGUGAAGCAUGGCCACUCUAAGCUGGUAUGGUGCUCUCUGGUCAACAAGGUCUUCUAUUAUUACAGGAACCAGGACGACAAGCUCCCCCUAGGCCAGCUGCGGAUGCGUGAGGCGGUGGUGGAGGAGGUGGACAGGUCAUGUGACUCUGACGAGGACUACGAGUCCAGUGGGCGUGGCUUCUUGUCAUCUCACUGUACCCUAGUGGUCCACCCCAGAGAGCAGAGCCCCACCUACCUGCUCAUAGGGACCAAGCAAGAGAAGGACACCUGGCUGUACCACCUGACAGUCGCGGCAGGCAGCAGUGCCAGCUUCAAGGUGGGCACAGAGUACGAGCAGCUGGUCGGGAACCUCCUAGACGUAGAGGGAGAUCCAGACUCUGCGUUGUGGAGGAGUGAGUCUCUAUGUUUCUGUAAAGACGGCCUGCGCUCCCCUCUCACCACUCUACCCUCUGAAGCUCUGCAGACUGAAGCCCUCAAACUCUUCAAGUCCUGUCAGCUGUUCAUCAACGUACUGGUGGAGUCUCCCUCCAUUGACUACCACAUGUCCCUGGCCCAGAAUGCAUUGCAGGUGUGUCUGACGCACCCAGAGCUCCAGAACGAGAUGUACUGUCAGCUGAUUAAACAGACCAACCGCCGCACACCACACAACUCCUCCCUCACUCAGUGCUGGCAGCUGUUGGCUGUGUGUGUGGCUCUCUUUCUGCCUCAGCAACACUUCCUGUGGUACCUCAGACAGUAUCUGCAGCGUCAUGCAGACCCCAGGAGUGAGGUGGGGAAGUAUGCUGUGUACUGUCAGAGGUCUGUAGAGCGUACCCUGCAGAAUGGAGAGAGAGAGGCAAAACCAUCACGUAUGGAGGUCCUGUCUAUCCUGCUGAGGAACCCUUACCACCACUCACUACCCUUCAGCAUCCCUGUCCACUUUAUGAACAUCACCUACCAGGUGGUAGGCUUCGAUGGCUCCACCACAGUAGACGAGUUCCUGAGCACCCUGACCCAGAGGGUGGGCAUGAGGAAACCACACCUGUCAGGCUUCGCUCUCUUCACUGACGACCCCUCAGGGAGAGACCUGGAGCACUGCCUGCAGCCCAGCGUCAAAAUCUGUGAUGUCAUCUCCAAGUGGGAACAGGCCCUGAAAGAACUGCAUCCUGGGAAAUACGAGGGCACACGCAUCGUCCGUCUGAUGUACAAGAGCAGGUUGUGUUUCCGGGCCCAGGCUAAAGGAGAGACAGAGCGUGAGCGCCUCCUGCUGACCUACCAGGUGAAUGACGAGGUCCACCAGGGACACUUCCCUGUCAACAAGGAGCUGGCUCUGGAGGUGGCUGCUCUCAUGGCACAGGUGGAGCAUGGGGAUCUGGACCGUCCAGCCCCCUCCUCUGCUAGCUGCAGCUCUCCUCAGCCCAAAACCCAACAAAUCCUCCUACAGGCCCUGGGACGCUUCUACCCCAAGCACUACAAACAAGACUGCAGCAUGGACCAGCUCAGAGAUCUAUCGGAGCGUCUGGCCACUAAGUGGUCAGUCCUGCGCGGCUGCAGUGCCUCAGAGUGUGUCAGAAUCUACCUGACCGUUGCUAGGAAGUGGCCGUUGUUCGGUGCCAAGCUCUUCCAUGCUAAGCCUUUACCCCUGUCGUCUGUAGAGCAGUCCCAGGUCUGGCUAGCUGUCAAUGAGGAUGGACUGUGUGUGCUUGACUAUACCAUGCACCUUCUGGUCACCUACUCUUACCAAUCAGUGAUCACCUUUGGCGGUUGCCGUGACGACCUGAUGGUGGUAGUGAGCCAGACCAAAGAACAGGGUGGAGGGAAGAAGAGUGUGGAAAAACUGGUCUUCGCAUUGCCCAAACCCAAGGUCUUGGAGUUGACUCUGUUGAUGGCCAGCUACAUUAACUACUGGACGCCCAGCCUCCCUGGCCCCCCUAUAGCCCAGCACAAGUCCCCAGGACCUGUCUCCCCUCUGGGGCCCCGCGGGACCGGGACAGGGGCUGCAAAGAUGUGGAACUUAGACAGCAGACACUUCCCCUCCAUGACUUACACCACCAAGGGUCCCACUCUACUGUAAAUAUGUCAAACAACAACAACAGCAGAAACAAUCAACACCCUUGCUCCAGUUUAUCUUCGGGACAAGACGGUUGUGUCCAGUAGGCUCCUUAAAGAAGAAAACAGACUAAAACAUGGAGAAUCUACACCUGGACCUGGUCAAAUAAUAAAUGUUUGUUUUCCAUUUCAAAACAUUUUUGCAACGGUGUUUCCUACUGGACAUGACCCAGGACUGAGAAACUACUACAGGCUGUUGUGGUAAAGAGGACAUUGCUCCACAUAUGUUACUGUGGCUGUUGGCUUUGGUUCUUCUAUGUUAUCCUCAUCCCUUCUAGCCUGAAGUGGAUUCUGUUCCAUAUACACAGGACGUUUCAUUUCUGAAAGAAGAAAACAUUUACCAUGAAGAAAUGGGAGAUGCAAGAUAUAAUCAUUUGUGGUUCACUUUAUAUGAAGAUGCCGCUCUUCAAAUGUUUGAGUUUUAGUCCGUGCUUAAUUUAGGAAAAAUAUGCUAUUUGAAGGACUAUUUGAAAAACACUUGAGCCUUGAAAUAGGACCAAUACACACCCUACUUCUUGACCUUGGCUGUCUGGCCAUUAUCCACACAGCCUCAACUCUUCCCUGCCACUCGUCUCUUCCAGAUACCUGCAUCACAAAUGGUUCCCUUCUCCCUAUAUAGUGCACUACUUUUGACUAGGGCCCAUGAAGAAUAGGGUGCCAUUUCACAUACCCUCUGUCUUUUUUAAAGGGAAAAAAGCUGUUAAUCAAGGAAAGACUAUGAAUUUAUUCUGGCUCUUUGGUACUUAAUAUGGAGCUAGGAAGAAUGACCUAUUCCUUAAACGAUGGAGGCUUGAAGUGGCGUUAACCGGUUUCUGAGGGAAUCUAUUCGACUACAGAGCACUAGUUGUUGCUCACUACCUUCUCCUGACUGGCUUCUGGAGACGCCGUCGCGUUAGAAUGACGCCAUCUGACGGAAGAUACUGCAUUAAACUAGUACAAAAUACUUAGACUUAUACUCUGACAUCAAAUUGUACUUGAUUUUUUCAUCAAGCAAUUGCACAAAAUGUCUGACUUAUAGAUCACAGCAGGCCAGAGCCUGAGGAGGAACAGCCCACUGGGUAAAAACUGGUUGAAUCAAUGUUUCCACUACAUUUUAACCCCCAAAAAUCUACGUGAUGACAUUGAAUUGGAAAACUAAUUGGAUUUGGAAAAAGUCACCAACUUUUAAACUAAAUCAAAUGACAUGGUUGAAUGUUUUUGUCAAUGUCACGUUGAAUUCACGGUAGUUGACAACUCAACCAAAUGUCAAUCAAAACUAGACGUUGAACUGAUGUCUGUGCCCCGUGGGAGGCAAGGCGCUAUGACUUAUGGUACUGAUGAUGGUAACAUUCUGACCAAGCAAUGUUUUAUAACAAUUUUGACCACAUACUUUUAUUGUGAAGUACAGAGUAACAAUAUUUUUUAAGCUGAUAGAGAAGAAUAGAGAUGGAAUACAAUGUGUCUGUCCGCUGUAUGAGGCUUAGUCUGAGAUGUAUCAACUCAUUUGGUGGCAUGUUCCUACUCCUCCACUUACUACCUGCCUUGACAACCAGGGUUGGGAUCAAUUCCAUUUCAAUUCAGUUAUACUGAAAUUCCCAUGUUAAUUCCAAAUCCAGUUUUCCACAUUGCCUUUCAAUUAGAGACUUUGAAAUGGGAAUUUCAGUUAACUUCUAGAAUUGACUGAAUUGAAAUGGAAUUAACCUCCAGCCUUUUUGACAACACAGUGGAAUGUACUGUUAAUUCAGCCAGGUAGGACUGAUUUAAAUGGAGAGGUCCAGCCACAUAAGAGUGGACUGGUAUGAUUAGAGCUAUUCAAAUGUUAUUAGUGACUUGAAUUGUUUUGGAUGAAACCACUGUCUUGGUCAUUUAAAUGUUAUUUAUUUAAUUUCCUGAUAUUUUGUUGCUUUUUUGUAUGCUGAAAAUGGUUUGGCAGAACUGUUAAAUGUUGAACUGAAACAUUCAAAAUGGCCUUGACUUUGUUUGUCUCAAGUAGCUGAAUAAUUGAACUUGACAGUUUUACGCUGUAUGAAAGCUGUAUGAAUGCUGUAUGAAUGCUGUAUGAAAGCGGUCUGAAUGCUGUAUGAAUUCUGUAUGAAAGCGGUAUGAAUGCUGUAUGAAUGCUGUAUGAAAGCGGCUGAAAGCUGUAUGAAUGCUGUAUGAAUGCUGUAUGAAUGCUGUAUGAAUGUUGUAUGAAAGCUGUAUGAAUGCUGUAUGGAUGCUGUAUGAAUGCUGUAUGAAAGCGGCUGAAAGCUGUAUGAAAGCUGUAUGAAUGCUGUAUGAAAGCGGUCUGAAUGCUGUAUGAAUGCUGUAUGAAUGCUGUAUGGAUGCUGUAUGAAUGCUGUAUGAAUGCUGUAUGAAAGCAGCUGAAAGCUGUAUGAAUACUGUAUGAAUGCUGUAUGAAAGCUGUAUGAAUGCUGUAUGAGAGCUGUAUGAAUGAGGUAUGAAUUGUGAAAUAGGCAUGUUAACUCAAUGAUACAGAUUAGAGACGAUGUGCUUAGCUGUUAUGAAGUGUUGUGUUCAAAAUGAAAUUUAAAAAAGUGCAUUAUAUACAGAAGAGUAUUUGGCAUGGCUUUCACCUAUAAACAUUUACGCUCAACAUUCUGGUGAAUACUAAAGCUCUACAAUAUGCUUGUUCCUUUCUCUCGUUAUAUUUUUACACACAACUAUCCCCAGACUUUGGCAAAUGUACCAGUGUGAUGUUGCUUCAUCCAAACAGAUCAAAGUGGUAAUGAUAUUUUCCUGCCAACAGUAUUGCUAUAAAUCUUUCCUUUUUUUAAUGAUUACUCAACAACUGUUGUUGUAGUUACUCUAUUAUGACCAAAAAUACUCAUUAUUGGAAACUCUGCUAACUUGUUGUGCAUCAUAGCCCCUAGGGCAGGGCAGACGCUGGUCAGUCCCUUGUCCAUGUCUUUCCUAAUAUCACACCACUACACAGACACAGUCUCUUCUCUGAGCCUGGUUACACUACCUCAGGGUGAGACAACCCUGUUCCUGGAGUGCCACAGGUCCUGCAGGAUUUUGUUCCAACUCGGCACCACACCUGACCAACCGAGCUAAUUGAUCUGUUCAGUGAUUGCCUAAAUUCAACACACCUGGUCUUCCAGGUCAGUUAAACCAAAAACAUGACCUGGGUUGCCGACCCCUGCCCUAGGCCCCACAGUGGCUCGUCAGGAAAAAUGUUGAAGAGAGGGGUAGCUUGGCUUGUUUGACGUUCCAUUCCUUAACAUUGCUUAUGUUUAUCUCUAUUUUAACCUUCUGAGAUGUUAAAUAACAGCUUUAGCUUGAUGUGAAUUCAAAUUCAGUUUUUGAAACUCUCCAACUCGCAAAUUACAGCACAACAUAAAUUCACCAAGGGGCAUCACUUAUUUAUCUGUUUAACAGUAUGCCUAUUUAACAAAGCAGGAAAUAGGUGAGCUGGUGAUUUUUGGAAAACUCAGUAGGUCAACAAGUGUAAGCCUACUUGGGAGCAGAAAGUUGGUAAGAGGUUGAGCGAGAGCACUAGAACAAAAACACAGUAGCCUGGGGCCAUAAUAUAGUCUGUGACUAUGAGCCCUGUGAAGGUAGCCCGCCGUUUCCAUGGAAACUAACGUUGCCAAAGACAGACAUUCUCUUUUAAAAUGUGGACUUCAGGUCCCACACUGGUGUUUUAAAAGUAUGUUGCAUUGUUUGUUAACCUCUAAAGCAGGGAUGGGCAACGUUGAUGGGGGUGGGCUCAGUGGCUUGCGGGUCUGUGUACCCACAUCCAUACCCACACAUGCAGUCAGAGCCCUAGCCUUUUGGUAGUAUGAUAUCUGAGAGAAAGCAACUAACAAAAUCAAUGGGGGCCCUGGUCAGUUAUAUGACAAUGAUUAGGCUACUACAAGUUUAGAAAGCUUGCUAUACUAAUUUACCAAUCUAAAAAUGUUUAGCUGACAUGGGCUAAAUGAGUGAGUGUCAGUCACCCAUAUAACAACAGAAAACUGCUGAUGCACAACCAAAUUUCGAAAUUGCACCUUGUGUAUUCUCCUAUUCUAAAUCUCAACAGUAAAUUGGGACCCAGACUGAGU
Messenger RNA from Oncorhynchus tshawytscha (Chinook salmon), 9230 nucleotides. RefSeq names its product pleckstrin homology domain-containing family H member 1. The record is from RefSeq and is a predicted model, not a curated record. Bases 383 to 5170 code for a protein of 1595 amino acids. The transcript is spliced from 32 exons. Gene Ontology annotation, cellular component: cytoskeleton. NCBI's taxonomy places the organism in Eukaryota, Metazoa, Chordata, Actinopteri, Salmoniformes, Salmonidae.